AUGGAUGAGCAAAGUGCAGGCUCGAACAUGUUCAAAGCCACCAGCUACAAGCAGCAGAAGGAGGACUUUGUGUCCAACCUCUCUGGCGGCUCCGUCACUGAAAUUGGUCUAGUGACGUCUGUUGCACCGGUCGCCGUGCUGCUGUGGUCCGUCCUCGAGGAGCGACAGUCCUUUUUCCAGCCAAAAACGGUCCUGACCCUCGCCGUCGACUAUGCUCUCAACGUCGGCGCCAUCCUCCUGGCCACGACGCUCUACUCGAGCACCCCGCUUCUCCUCAGCAUCCUCCUCGUCGCGCCCAUUGCGCUCGUCUAUCUGCUGCCGCCCAGCGCCGGCCCUCGGAGGAGGAAGCCCAGGGUCCCGCCCGCGGCAGCGUCCAAGGGCCGGCCCGAUGGGCUCAGUGUCCUGCCCGUCAAGCCGUUCCUCACCACGUACCGAGGCUGCAUGAUGGUCGUCACUUGCGUCGCCAUUCUCGCCGUCGACUUUCGCCUCUUUCCGAGGCGCUUCGCCAAAGUCGAGACCUGGGGCACGUCGCUCAUGGACAUGGGCGUCGGGUCCUUUGUCUUCGCAGGCGGUCUCUUUGCCGCCCGUCCGGUCCUCGCAGAGAGCAUGUCGGGCCGCGCAACGCCGCUGCUUCGCCGUCUCAUCUACUCGGCCCGCCACUCUGUCCCCCUCCUUGUGUUGGGCAUCAUCCGACUUUUGAGCGUCAAGGGCCUCGACUACGCCGAGCACGUCGCAGAGUACGGGGUUCACUGGAACUUUUUCUUCACCCUUGGUUUUCUCCCGCCCUUUGUGGCGACCUGCCAGACGGCGCUCAGCAUCGUCCCGUCCUAUGCCGCCCUGACUCUGCUCAUCGGCGGCACCUACCAGCUUCUGCUCGACCAGACAGAGCUCAAGGCCUUCAUUCUCGCCGCGCCGAGAACGGACCUGCUGUCCAUGAACAGGGAGGGCAUCUUCAGCUUCUUUGGCUACCUGGCCAUCUUCCUCGCCGGCCAGCAUCUGGGCAUGCUGAUCAUUCCCCGAAGUGUCAAUGCCAGGACCCGCGCUGGCGUGGGAACGCCGCGCAACACGCUGUUGCUGACCAUGGCGGCGUGGGCCGGUAUCUGGUCCGGGCUGUACUGGCUGUCCACGAGCUACUCCUUCGGCCUCGGCCUUAGCGUGUCGCGUCGGCUGGCCAACUUGCCGUACGUUCUCUGGGUGGCUGCCUUCAACUCAUUGCAGAUCUUGGCAUUCUGCUGCAUCGACAUCGUCUUCUUCCCCGCCUUUUACAGUGCGGCAAACCAAACGGCGGAGCGAGAGGCCUACGAGACGGCCACGAGCCGAGUCCUGCGGGCCUACAACCGCAAUGGGCUCGCCAUCUUCCUUCUGGCCAACCUGCUGACGGGGCUGGUCAACAUGACGGUGCACACACUGGACGUAAGCGCGGCCACGACCAUGGGGAUCCUGCUUGCCUACAUGGCGACGGUGACGGGCGCAGCGUUAGUGCUGGAUGCUUGCAACAUUUCGAUUAAACUUUGA
Molecule: messenger RNA, 1515 nt
Organism: Hirsutella rhossiliensis
Lineage: Eukaryota; Fungi; Ascomycota; Sordariomycetes; Hypocreales; Ophiocordycipitaceae
Product: GWT1 domain-containing protein
Exons: 2
Coding region: 1-1515 (504 amino acids)
Biological process (GO): GPI anchor biosynthetic process; protein localization to plasma membrane
Cellular component (GO): endoplasmic reticulum; membrane
Molecular function (GO): glucosaminyl-phosphatidylinositol O-acyltransferase activity
Source: RefSeq, a predicted model, not a curated record